AGGGGCGCCAUUCAGGUGGAUGAGACCCCUGCAUUGAGAGGAAACUGAGGCAAGCUUGGGAGGGGGUAUUUGUAGUGACUGAGUAUCAAGUGGCCUUUGUGAGGUACAGGUACCCCUUCUCCCCAGUGAUGUGGAGCCAAGCAAGAGAGAAACCCCUAAUCCCUGCAGGCCUUGGACACCAGCUCUGGUAUCAACCCUCAGUCCUCCACCCCCGCUCCCUGCUUUCCAGGGUGGCAGCCCAUCCAAGGCCAGGGUUGCCUGCCCACCUGCUGACCUGAGAGCAGCCCAAGUAGGUGCCACUGCUGCUGGCCCUGCAGUGCUCCAACCUCAACCAGUGCAGCAUGCUGGGCACCAGACUCCUGCUGCUGGCUCUGCUCCCAGGGACCUCCCCCUUGCCUAGUGGGCCGAUUGCGCCCCCGUUCCCCGGGGGACCUGGCCCCUGGCUGCGCAGGCCCCUUUUCAGUCUGGAGCUGUCUGACGCCGAGGACGCCUUCCCGCGCCGCGCGGGGCCGCUCGAGGUCCCGGCAGAUAGCCGCGUGUUCGUGCAGGCGGCCCUGGCCCGACCCUCCCCGCGCUGGGGCCUGUCCCUGCACCGCUGCUCAGUAACGCCGUCCUCACGCCCGGCCUCCGGGCCUGCUCUGGUGCUGCUAAGCGGGGGCUGCCCUGCUGACGCCUCGGUAGCCUUCCCGCCACCGUCGCACCCCGAUGCGACCCGCCCCGCACGCUUCAGCUUCCGGCUGCGCCCAGUGUUCAACGCCUCGGUGCAGUUCUUGCAUUGCCAGCUGAGCCGCUGCCGCCGCCUCCAGGGAGUCCGCCGGACGCSGGAGGCUCUGACCUCGCCGCCGAAACUGCGGUGUCUGCCCCAGGAUGAGGCCUGCGCGGGCGUUGGCAGCGGCAGCGGCAGCGGCGAGAGCCUGGGCGCCGACAGCCCCCACCUGCACACGCUGACGCAGCCUAUCGUGGUCACAGUGCCGCGGCCGCCCCCCAGGCCGCACAAGAGCCUCCCGGGCAGGGCCGUGCUCCCCCAGCCGCCCGCCCCGGCCCCGGGGGCCCUGGAGCCCGCGCCGGUGGUGGCGCUGGUGUUGGCGGCCUUCGUGCUGGGCGCCGCCCUGGCCGCCGGGCUGGGCCUCGUCUGCGCACACUCAGCGCCUCCACUCCCAAGCCAGCCAACUAGAGCUUCGCCCAGUGGCCCUCAGCCCCGGAGGCCCCAGUGAGGCAGCUGGAGCCUUGCCUGCAAGGGGCACCCAACCAUGGGUUCAGGAGAAGGCUCUCCAGGACCUGAUCCGCAGUUCUGGACACAACACUUUGGGGCCUCGAUCCCUGUGCUUCUCUCCUCCCUUCCUCCCACCCCCAUCUAAGCUCAAAAUAAACUU
This is a messenger RNA of Urocitellus parryii (Arctic ground squirrel), 1373 nucleotides long. RefSeq names its product transforming growth factor beta receptor 3 like (gene Tgfbr3l). Gene Ontology annotation, molecular function: transforming growth factor beta receptor activity; type II transforming growth factor beta receptor binding; glycosaminoglycan binding. Lineage: Eukaryota; Metazoa; Chordata; Mammalia; Rodentia; Sciuridae. Gene Ontology annotation, biological process: transforming growth factor beta receptor signaling pathway; epithelial to mesenchymal transition; cell migration. The record is from RefSeq and is a predicted model, not a curated record.